UCAAUGCAAAAAAAAACCCCACAAAAAUUUCCUAUCAACAUAUUAUGAUCAUCAUCCUAUACCUCUUCUUUUUUUCUCUCAUUUAAGUCCAUUUCUUCUUUUACACUAAAAUCUUCCCAUAUGUUUAAGAUGGAAUGUAGAGAAGCAACCCCGUCCGCCGUUGCUUCUCCGAAUUCUUCGAACCCGUCAUCCCCUUCGACACCUACGUCUCCGCCGGUCGUCAUUAGUCCUUGUGCUGCUUGCAAGAUUUUGAGGCGAAGGUGUGCCGAUAAAUGCAUGUUGGCCCCGUAUUUCCCUCCAACCGAACCGGCUAAGUUCACCAACGCUCAUCGGGUUUUUGGUGCUAGCAACAUAAUCAAGUUCUUGCAGGAACUUCCAGAGUCACAAAGGGCCGAUGCAGUAAGUAGCAUGGUGUACGAAGCUAGUGCGAGGAUCCGAGACCCGGUGUACGGCUGCGCUGGGGCAAUCUGCCAGUUGCAGAAGCAAGUCAACGAGCUCCAAGCACAGUUAGCCAAAGCUCAAGCCGAAGUGGUCAACAUGCAGCUACAACAAGCGAACCUCGUGGGGGCUUUGCUUUGCAUGGAGGCGACUGCGCCGCCUCCUCAACCGCAUCCCCAACAACUCGCCGUCGACACCUUCAUGUGUAGCCCACAAAGCUACCAUAGCAAUCCCGGCUUCAUCGACGACGACGACGACAACAACAACCUAGGAUCCUUAUGGGAGCCUCUUUAGACAUAACUGAUGUCAAAGGUCCCAUGAAACUCUUCUAAAGGAGAAGUUGAAGGACAUUAGAUUAAUAAAGGCCAAGUUACGAUUCUAGUCCCUCUAUUAUACUCAAAUUUCAUAUUUAAUCCUUAUACUUUAAUUUGACAUAAAAUUAUUCUAAUUUA
Gossypium raimondii (Peruvian cotton) is the source of this 890-nucleotide messenger RNA. RefSeq names its product LOB domain-containing protein 1. Bases 121 to 732 code for a protein of 203 amino acids. The transcript has 2 exons. The record is from RefSeq and is a predicted model, not a curated record. Lineage: Eukaryota; Viridiplantae; Streptophyta; Magnoliopsida; Malvales; Malvaceae.